GAGAAGCUGGAAAGUUGUAGUAUUCGCCCGGUACACGCAGCAAACUGACCAACAACAACCCUAAAGUUAAGAUAUUUCCCAUUCUGACGUGAGAAUUCAAUGUAAAGCACAACGUGUAGGCUACAAUUAUGUGCGUAACGACAGAAAAGUAUCGGCAGUGCGGUCAUGCAACUAAAUAGCCCAGUUUUCAUCAAUCUUAAAGCAAAGACUAACCUAUGUACAAAGGGCAUGACCCCAAAAAACAGACUAUAUGUGCAACGCCAUGUUCAGUUAGACAGGAUGUUGAUUAAUGUGGCCUCUUUGCUCCUGACUGCUCACCCACACAAAGGACAGAAGGCUUCAGGCUUGCAGAAACCGGAAGCGAGAUCAUGAGUCUGUACGGUGGUGUGGAGGGCGGUGGAACACACUCCAUUGCACUCAUCGUGGCUGACGAUGGAAAGAGGCUUGCAAAGACCGACGGACCUAGCACAAACCACUGGCUCGUCGGGGUGGAUAAGUCCAUUGAAACUAUCAAUGACAUGAUUCAAAGGGCCAAAGGUGCAGCAGGUCUGGACCCAGACACACCUCUCCAGGCACUGGGCAUGUCCUUGAGUGGCGGGGAGCAGAAGGACGCCAUCCAGAAGCUCAUUGACGAGAUGUACCGGAGGUUUCCAAAGCUAAGCAAGAGUUAUUACAUCACCACUGAUGCCAUCGGGGCCAUUGCCACUGCCAGUGACCGUGGUGGGGUUGUAGUGAUCUCUGGAACAGGAUCAAACUGCAAGCUGGUGAACCCUGAUGGCUCUGAGGUGGGAUGUGGAGGCUGGGGCCACUUGAUGGGCGACGAAGGCUCAGCUUUCUGGAUCUCCCAUAUGGCUGUGAAAACAGUGUUUGAUGCCAAAGACAACUUAGUGUCUCCACCUCAUGAUGUCGCAUAUGUUAAGAAGGCCAUGGAGGAGUACUUCCAGGUGUCUGACCUGAUGGGCAUGCUUCCCCACCUCUACAGAAACUUCCAGAAGUCUCACUUUGCUGGAUUCUGCAAGAAAGUAGCAGAAGGUGCUAAUGCUGGAGAUGCCCUUUGCCAGCACAUCUUCACCCAGGCGGGGAGGGUCCUGGCACAGCAUAUUGUUGCUGUCCUCCCCCAAGCCCAGGAGGCUCUGUUCUCGGGGGAGCUGGGGCUACCCAUUCUGUGUGAGGGAGCCGUGUGGGCCAGCUGGGAGCUGUUGAGGGCCGGUUUCACUGAGGUGUUGGCGCAGGCAAAAGGGUGCGGUGGAGGCCACUUCCGCGGGUACAGCCUGAUGACCCUGCAGCAGUCGUCCGCCCUGGGUGGCGCCAAGCUCGGCGCGCAGAACAUCGGUGCCACACUUCCACUGGACUACGCGGCCAACGUCAACGUCUUCUACAAGCACUCCUUCACUGAAGAAUCUCUGCAGGAGUCAGUACAAUUGCUGACUUUAAAGCAAUGACUGGUGGGCUGCAAAGAUUUGCAUUGUGAUCAUUUUGAUUCAGUGAUCACUUGACCUAGUACCAUGAGCAUGACCUUUGAACCCUGAGUCCUGUACUUGAAAUAGGUGCUGGUCAGCAUAUUAUUUAGCAAAUGAUCAUGAAAUGAUAUGAAGUGAUUUGUAACAAAUCUGAAUUGAAUCUGUUUGUUUUGAUAUUACUAUUAUUGUUUUUGUAUUUUCUGAAAUGGAUGCAUGCUCAGAAACUGAUACUGCUAUAAAACAUUCUUAACUGUAAACAUUAUUAUAUUGUAUAAUUUAGUUGUUUUCAACAUUAAUAUGCAAAUUAAUCAUAUUGGGAUAUCUCCUGUAGUGAUAUCAAGUAACGGCAAAAGAAUAUUUUUGUUUGUUUUUUGGUAAUCCUUCCACUUCAGAUGUCAUUAUAUCAAAUAAACUGUUUACAUCA
Molecule: messenger RNA, 1884 nt
Organism: Alosa sapidissima (American shad)
Lineage: Eukaryota; Metazoa; Chordata; Actinopteri; Clupeiformes; Clupeidae
Gene: nagk
Product: N-acetylglucosamine kinase
Exons: 12
Coding region: 369-1442 (357 amino acids)
Molecular function (GO): N-acetylglucosamine kinase activity
Source: RefSeq, a predicted model, not a curated record